AUGAAGAUGAAGAUGCAUUAUGAAGCACGAAUCAGUGUCGCUUUCAAAUUAAAUAUCUUCUUCACAGGCGUUACCGGUUACAUCGGGGGGAGUGUCCUUUCGCGUCUCCUCAAGCACAAGGACGCGGCGUCCUUCCACAUCACUGCUCUCGUGCGCUCCACCGACAAAGCAGAAAAGCUCAAGACCCUUGGAGUUAACACCAUCAUUGGAUCGUACAGCAACGAGGAUCUUACCUUCUUAAAGGAAGCGGCUUCCAAGGCUGAUGUGGUUAUCACUGCGGUUGACUGUGACAACCUUCCUCCAGCCCAAGCCAUCCUCGACGGUUUGAAGUUGAAGUACGAAGCAUCUAGCAAGGCCCCGAUAUUGAUUCAUACGUCUGGCACAGGUAUCCUUGUAGAUGAUGCCCGAGGCCUCGCUAGCGAGCACAUUCACUACAGCGACGUUGAAACAGACAAGCUCAACGCCCUCCCUGUGACUACGCCACACCGGAACGUAGACAUCCCUAUCUUGGAGGCUGAUAAAGCAGGUUUCAUCAAGGCGUACGUUGUUACUCCAAGCACUGUCUUUGGAAAACCUGAAGGACCUCUUAUUGAGCUGGGAAUUCAAAAUGGCCACUCGAUGCAGCUACCAUGGCUCCUCAAAGCAUCCAUCGCACGCAAGCAGGGAGGUCACAUCGGCAAAGGGUUGAAUAGGUGGCCAGCUGUGCACGUAGAAGACAAUGCCGAUUUAUACCUCAUUCUGUUUGACGCUAUUCGAGCCAAUCCGGACAAAGUCCCUCGUGGCUACUACUUCGCAGAGAAUUUUGACUACUCCUACCUCGAGGCCUCCACUGUGAUCGCGGAGACUUUGGUCGAACUGGGUAUUGGCACCGACCCAAAACCCACUGACUUCACUAUUGAAGAGAGUGAGAAAUAUUUAGGGCCGCUCUGGUUUUGGCUCGGUACCAACUGCUAUGCCAAAGCCGACCGCGGCCGAGCUUUAGGUUGGAAGCCCAAGUACGGAAAGGAGGCGUAUCUCGCCGACAUCAAGUCGGAAGUGAAGUUCUACGCGCAGCAACAGUAA
Cyclocybe aegerita is the source of this 1062-nucleotide messenger RNA. NCBI's taxonomy places the organism in Eukaryota, Fungi, Basidiomycota, Agaricomycetes, Agaricales, Hemipholiotaceae. The record is from the annotation of a GenBank genome assembly.